UAGAAUAAUGGCGAUUUGGUUCAAUAGGGAACAUUAUAUAUAUAGAGGUAAGAGAUGGUUGGUACAGGCUAUCACAGGUAAAGAAGGUGGAUUAGAAAUUACACAGAAGAAUCAGACGCAAAGGAAAAUGGUAGCCGUAAAGGGAUAAUGGUGCCCUUCAGUCAAGUAGGAAGCAAAAUCUGUUUGAGUCAGUCGGGGUUUUAAGGACAGGUCUGCCCAAGUAGAGGAAAGAUGUUGGCAACAGGCAGCUCUUUCAGAAUUGGGUUUCAGGCAGAGGUCUCAAAAAAAUCAAGAUGAGAGAAGUUAGAUAAAGGCAUGACCUGGAGUCUGCCUUCAUUUCGGAAGACAACAUUCUGCAGAUUAAUCUGUGCCAGCUGAGCAAGUCGCAGCGAGGACGAUGUCAUCUUUUAAAACAGCCGGCUGAGAUCAUACACAUCGCCAACAAGUAACUUAACUACUGAUCAAGUAAAGGAAUAAAGAGGACAAGUUAAAAAAGGUCUAUCAGACUGAGAACUAGUAUAUUAAUAAAAACAGCUCUGUUGUUGAAUUGUGUUAGAUAAAUACUUUAGAAGCAGCAAGUGAUACUCGAUUAAUGCUGGGAUUUUCCCAGAUCCAGCCAGUUGCAUGCAGAAUGGAAAAGUUAGAUUUUGGACUGGAACAAGAGAAUGUCAGUAUAAAUGCAGGGCGCACAUUCAGGGUUAUUUAUUAACCUAAUAUUUCAGUGAGACUGAGACUGGGAUGAAUUUCUACAGUAGUUAAACAAGUCUAAUGUGGUUUUAAACUGCGUGUCAGAGUGUAGUUGUUCUCUAUGUUAAAGCUUAUAUACAAAACCAUUUUGUUUCAACUCAGCUGUCGGUCUGUGUUGCGGGAAGGAAAAUACCAGGUACUAGAUGAGGUUUAACUUCUGCGGCACUUAACGAUGGGAAUUUGCACGGAGGCUUACCAGCCGCAGGAGUUGAUUCGGUAGCUAUCAAAAAGGUAAUCCAUUUCCUUUCAGAUUUAUUUUUCCGUUUUGCUAACAGUUGUGUUAUUGGGUUUUAUAAGAGGUUCACCGGUCGUUUGUCCACACACAAAGCUAAUAACAGCUAUGUAUAAAACAUAGAAUUUCAUACGUUUCUAUUUAGACUGCGUGCAUUUGGGUGUCAGAAGUGACAUUUCUUUAAAUAGCAGGCUGGCACUUGUCAAAGGUUAAAAUGUAGCGGGUCAUUAGAUGAACAGUGCUGAAAGUUAAGAGUCGUAGGUAGGUAGGCGGACCUUAUUUACAGCGUCAUUUGUGACAUUUCCCAUACUAGAAGCAGUAGAAGAUAUUAGCUUGGCGUGGCCUUGGUGUUUGUUAGAUGAAGUGAAUCUGAAAUGCAUGUUUCUCCUCCGGAAGCUUUGAAGUUUUAAAGUCUCUGUAUCGGGUUUUAUAGUCCAGGCUGGUAAAUAAAAUGCUUUGCAAGUCAGCAACCGUGAUGGUAAUGCGUGGAGAACUUUAAGGGAAGAAUUGGGAUGGAGUGCUUUGAUCAACGAAAGUGGGUUAAACCCGGGGAGACGUCAAAAAGGAAGAAAACUGGGGCUUGAGAAGAAGCGGAACACAGGCUGGACAUUAUAACCGCAGAUUUUAAGGGCGCCAUGGCGAUUCUCCUUUGCGUGAGUCUGUCUCUGAUUUUCCUCCCGCACGUGGGAUCUGUGAGGAACUGCCACCCUGGGUGUCGCUGUGAAGUGGAGAAUUAUGGGCUUUUUGACAGUUUCAGUCUCACCAAGGUGUACUGCAGUGGCGUGGGACCCAGCCCGGCCCCCGUUCCCAUCCCACUAGACACGUCUUUCCUGGACCUGUCCUCCAACUCCAUCUACACCAUCACGGACUCCAUGCUCACAGGCCCCGGGUACACCACCCUUGUCAGUCUGGAUCUUAGCAGAAACUACAUUUCUGAAGUUCACCCCAAUGCAUUUUCCAAACUACGAUAUCUGGAAACCUUGGACCUUAGCCAGAAUUCUCUUGAGGACUUGACAGAUGUGGUCUUCACAGGCCUCCCACUGACAGAGCUAGAUCUGAGCAACAACAAGAUCCAGGAGUUGAGGCUGGACAUCUUCUCAACUAAGGCCCAUGGGAAACCCAUCAGCGUGGAUUUGUCCAACAACUUGCUGGCAGUCGUUUCUCGAAGAGUGCACACAAGCCCUCCCAAUAUCAAGAGCCUAACCCUGGCAGGGAAUUUACUCAGAACUGUGCCUGAUCUUCGUGGAAUUCCCCUGAGGUAUCUGAACUUGGAUGGAAAUCCGAUCUCAAGUAUCGAGAAGGAUGUAUUUGUAGAUCUGAAGGAUCUGGUCCAUUUGUCCCUAAGUGCUCUGCCUAAACUCACUGCAAUCCAGCCCCAGAGCUUCAAAGACCUGCAGAACUUACAGGUCCUUGACUUAUCAAAUAACCCUAAGCUGGAUUCGUUGAAUCCGGAGAUAUUCACUGGCCUAAUUGCUUUACAGGAGCUCAACUUGUCUGAAUCCGGCGUGAUGUCAUUGCCAGAUAACAUUCUGAGUUAUGUGCCGAGUAUCCGAAGUCUUUCUCUAGGGAACAAUAUUCAGUGCUGGAAGACCCAGAAGCAAGGCCAAUACCACAGGCAGGUUGGACAGACUAAGAGUGGGGAGGUACUUACCUGUGAUGUCAGUGACAUCAGUUUAUGAGGUUUUAUGAGUAUAUUUUGCAGUACACUAUCUAUACAAAAAGAACUUCAUUUGUGCCUUUAUGUAUCUAUAAUCAUAAAAUUAUAUGUAUAUAUAUAUUCCUGCUAAACUUGAUCAUUGUCUUUUGAGGUUUUAUUUCAGUAUAAUUGAUAGAAUAACAUACCUUUGCACAUAUGCAUCAUUAAAUCCAAGCAAACUGGAGCUUUUAAAACAAAAGUUAGAAAAUGGAGACACAACAUGGACCGAGGUUUGAAACGGAACCGUUUCUCCUGCGCUAAACAUGCUAAGAAUGCUGACCGUUUCUGUUCGUUCUCUGCGGGAAACUUGACAUGGCCGAGUUCAUGUCUCACGCCUUCCAUACUCUGAUGAAAAUCUGAUUUUACGCAGUGUGAACAUUCUGAUCCGAAAGGAUACUGUCCACCAGGGAAUCGGCAGACAGAGCAGAAUUAGACGUAAGCUUAAUGUAAUCUACAGUCCUUCGAAAUCACAUAGCUGGGUAGCUGAAACGUGACUUAUGUUCCUGAGCCUUUUUAGAUACGUUUUAAAAAAAGACUUUAGUGCAAAGAAUAAUGAAAUUUGUAUAAAAAUAUGCAUUAGCUGAAUAUAUGCAAUGGAACACAAGAAGCACCUAAACCCUACUGUCAUUAAUUUAGUACAUUAUAUUUCUACUAUAUUUGUUGUAACUUUUAAGACUGGGCUAAAUGGUAAGAAUGACAGUAUUGCUGAAGGUCAUUUUGUAUUUACACAAUAUUUGUCCCGUUUAUUUGUUACGGAGAAAGAAUAUUGUUGCCUUAGCACAGCGCAUCAAGCAACAAAAUGCUAAGGUUGUUUCUGCUGAGCGUUUCAUGAACAGCUGGACGUGUGAUGCUCUAUUCACGAAUACAUUUGUAGUUCUUGCAUAAAAACCCCCUUGGACAUUGGACAGAGCUCUGAAUUUAAGGCGUGUUUUUGUGAAACAGUAUGUACUUUUGUCUUACACGAUUAACAUGUAGUGGGCGGCAUGGUGGUGCAGUGGUUAGCACUGUUGCCUCACACCUCUGGGACCCGGGUUCGAGUCUCCGCCUGGGUCACGUGUGUGGAGUUUGCAUGUUCUCCCCAUGUCGUCGCGGGGUUUCCUCCGGGUACUCCGGUUUCCCCCCACAGUCCAAAAACAUGCUGAGGCUAAUUGGACUUGCUAAAUUGCCCGUGUGAGUGAAUGGUGUGUGAAUGUGCCCUGCAAUGGGCUGGCCCCCCAUCCUGGGUUGUUUCCUGCCUCGUGCCCAUUGCUUCCGGGAUAGGCUCCGGACCCCCCGCGACCCAGUAGGAUAAGCGGUUUGGAAAAUGGAUGGAUGGAUGGGUUAACAUGUAGCCCAAACAUACUUUCCCGCACUAAUGUAUGGUUUGCUACCCCAAGAACCAGUGUAUUUGACCGUAACCUUAGCUGAUAACAGACAAAAUUAAGGUACUUUCCCAGUUUAGAUGGAACAUUAAGACAAGCUUUGUGUAUGUGUGCCUGAAAGCCGAGAUACAGGAAAUGUAAAAAUGUAUUAGGUAUAUUUUCAGUAAGAAGGGGGCUGGGUACAUUUACUGUGUUUUUCCAAUGUGAAUAUAAAAUUUAUUUAAAAUACUCCUGUCUUAAUACUUGGGAUGUGAUUGUUGGUUGCUAUAACUAAUGAAAAUAACCAUUUUUUCUCCAUUUAAAUUAAACAAUAAGAGUUCGUAAUUCUGAAUACUAGAAACACAUUUAGUAUUUGAUUUGGUUAGGAGUCACAAAUAGCAAAUAGCCAAGUCACAAAUAGGUUCACCUCUGUUUUGCAUACAGUUAACAUGAACAACUUGGUAACUCCACCGGUCAUUGAGAACAACCCCAGUUCUCCUCCUCACUAAAGGUACCAGUGCACCAUGGCAUGUACUUUCAUAUUACAAAGCUUCAGUGCUUCACCAUUUCUUUCACGUUUGUAUUGAAAAAUAACAUCUAUGGAGUUAUUUCUGCUGGCAGAAAACAAGCGAAUGGCUAAAGUAAAUCUCUUAAUGAAAAAUAGAGUAAUAUCGAACCAUUAUAUUUACUAAUGUUGGUCAGUGUUACGACCUUUUUCAUCAUUGUUUUAUCUGAUGUGAGAAUCAGCAUCACGAAUGAAAAUAAGGUUAAAAUAAUCUUGAAUGAAGCAUCAUGAAUGCUAAUGAAAAAUGUUUGUAUGUGGGUGUCAACACAUUGUGUGUAUGUAUAUGUUAUAUGAGAAUUAAAGGAUUCUUCACAUA
Messenger RNA from Brienomyrus brachyistius, 4896 nucleotides. RefSeq names its product tsukushi small leucine rich proteoglycan homolog (Xenopus laevis) (gene tsku). Gene Ontology annotation, molecular function: protein binding. Bases 1615 to 2658 code for a protein of 347 amino acids. The transcript has 2 exons. The record is from RefSeq and is a predicted model, not a curated record. NCBI's taxonomy places the organism in Eukaryota, Metazoa, Chordata, Actinopteri, Osteoglossiformes, Mormyridae.